AUGAUUGGCCGCACCAACGCGUCAGGGUCAGCGAAGACGUCAGUCUCCAUCUUCGAUAUGCAGGUUCAGCUCUGUUGGUACGCCAUUGCGCCUAUACUGGCCCAGAACUACACAGUCAUCGUCCCCGACAACCGCGGUGCCGGAGACUCUACUAUACCGCCGGACGGCAAUUACACAGCCGCCGCCCACGCUGACGACCUGAAGGCCGUCCUCGAUUUCCUCGAAAUCGACGCCGCCUACGUUUUCUCCCACGACAAGGGCGCAGGAUUCGCAGCCGCCUUCGCCGCCAAGUACCCAGCAUCCACGCGUCGGGUUGGCUUCUUUGAGUACCUGCUGCCGGGCUUCGGCUAUGAGGAUUUCUGGACGCCUAGCUCCGGCGGCGGCAUCGGGUGGGACCUGUACAAGAAUUGGCAGCUGGGCUUCUUCUCAGUGCCGGACGCGGCGACAUAUUUCAUUGGUGGACGCGAGAAGGAGAUGCUGGCGUGGUACUUUUUCCAUGCGUCGUAUUCGGGCAACGAGGCCAUCUCCCAGGACCACCUCAAUCGCUACGCUACCAGCAUCAGCAAGCCCGGCUUCCUGCGGAGCAUGCUUAACACCUUCUCCGUGUCGACGGUCACGCAGGACGCCCGCUUCUUCAACGAGACAAUUCGACAGCAACCGCUGCAGAUGCCGGUGCUGGCGCUGGGAGGAGAGGCAAGCUUGGCCAUGCCGGCGGUAGAACAGGUCUGGGCGCCUGUGGGUGAGAAUGUCGUGGCUGAGGUCGUGCCCAAAGCGGGUCAUUGGAUGUUGGACGAAAAUCCGAAGUGGGUUGCCAAUCGCAUUGCCCGUUUCAUCGCCGAUGACAACAACACCUUGCCCAGCGCUGAUCUGAGCUGGCUAACAGAUCGGGUGACCCUUUAA
Messenger RNA from Lasiodiplodia theobromae, 900 nucleotides. Its product is annotated as Alpha beta hydrolase fold protein. The record is from RefSeq and is a predicted model, not a curated record. Bases 1 to 900 code for a protein of 299 amino acids. Lineage: Eukaryota; Fungi; Ascomycota; Dothideomycetes; Botryosphaeriales; Botryosphaeriaceae. Gene Ontology annotation, molecular function: hydrolase activity. The transcript is spliced from 3 exons.